AUGUUCGGAGCAGAAUACUUCAACCCUUUCCAGAAGAUCCUAAUAUCAAGUGAUACCCCAAUUUCAUCUUCAACACAGCCCAUAAAUCACAAUAAUUCAAUACCCAAGCGAGCUUCUUUUAAUAUAGACCACAAGCUAUCAAUCGAAAUAACAUCUGAGAAGUCUGAUGAAAAUUAUACAACUCCACAACCAUACAAUUAUGAUUAUCAGUACAUCACUUCACAUUCUACCUACUCACCUAUAACUCCAGAAGACUUGUUUCCCCCACCCGUAAUAAACUCUUACUUUCCUUCUGAGGAAAAUGUAGUGAUUCCACAAUUCAGUCCCUAUAGGUUUCUUGUGGUUGAUGAUAACAUUGUUAACUUGCAAAUCUUGAGUCGCCAGCUCUUGAAGAUAUUUCCAUAUGCAGAGAUUAAUCAGAUUCAGGAUUCUACCAAAGUGAAACAAUUGCUAGAUAGAAAUACAUUUGAUGUUGUAUUUCUUGAUAUAGAGAUGCCAGAGGUGGAUGGCAUUGAGUUGGCCCAAUACAUGAGGUGCAAUGAAAAAUUUAAUCAAUGGGGCGUGAUAGCAGUAACAACUUUGACAACAACUAGAGAUAUACAGAGAUAUAAGCAGUGUGGUAUUGAUUACACUUUUAAGAAACCAAUGAAUGCAGAUUUAAAUCAUAUAGCUAGAGUUGUUGACGAAAUUAUCCGUCAGAGAAAAUAUGGCCGGUUUUCCUGA
Spathaspora passalidarum NRRL Y-27907 is the source of this 723-nucleotide messenger RNA. Its product is annotated as response regulator. The record is from RefSeq and is a predicted model, not a curated record. The transcript has 2 exons. NCBI's taxonomy places the organism in Eukaryota, Fungi, Ascomycota, Pichiomycetes, Serinales, Debaryomycetaceae. Gene Ontology annotation, biological process: phosphorelay signal transduction system. The coding region runs from base 1 to 723 and encodes 240 amino acids.